CCGCUCCUGGAGUACGCCAACCAAGUUGUCUACUCAGGACGCACGAAAGACGUCACCCUCAUUGAGCGUGUCCAGCGGGCCGCCACGAGAAUGGUUGCCAGCCUCAAAUCCGUGGACUACGAAACGCGUCUCGCGAUACUUGAUCUGUUUUCCCUGGAGUACCGUCGCCUCCUAAUUCUUACUUAUGCCCUGUUUGAACAAAGCUUGGCAAACAGGUUGUUUACCGUUGAUCCAGCAGACACCCCGCGGGGACAUACGAAGGCCUCCUUCCUUUCACGUGUAGCGAGAUGGCUCAAUGUUUGUAGCCCGAACUUACUGACCGAAAGGCUCACGGUUGAAACCCGACCUCUGCAUUUCGACUUUUGUCUAGACUUGAGCAGCUUGGCAGUAUCCCAGUCCUCGUGUUUCCUUCGGGUGGCAUGGCAAUUAGGUACCGAAAAAGGGUUCCUGAAGGAAUACGUGUGGACCGUCGCGGGGGAUUCCUGUAUGGCAGUUGGAGAGGAAAAUAGCAGCGUGCGGGAGGACUUUAUGGAUUGCGCCUCGACCUUAUCCAAAGGUGAAGUCAGUACAAGUCUCAGAGAGGUAGCCAAACGCUCGCGGAAAAAUUUCCCCGUCCCAAGGUAUAUAUGUACCCCUACAUCAGACCAAUUACAACAGAGAGUCCCCGUUCUUUUUUCUUCUAACCCUGUGUUUAUUCCAUUGAUAAAUGCCACAAAGGUCCAUGGCCACAUUCCUGAACUGGACAAUCCUCCAUCACCGAAGGCGAUGCGUCAUUCGUUUAUGCGUGCAAAUGAGGGUGUGGCUGUUCCCAAACUAUCGUCGCUACGACGACUAGAGUCGAGGAAGCUUCGUAGCGAAUGGCUCUAUGAUUCAGAACAUCGUGCCUUCUGGUCUCACGUGAUCUUCGGAGUUAACAAAGUCAUGAGACUUUUGGAAACUUCAGAGGCCAAAAUGGACGUCGAUAAGACUUCGAUUAACCCGAAGUUAGCAUGUGUUCUUGUAGAUGGUGGAUGGGUGGCUUCUCCCCUCGGACACCAUAUCGCUCGCUUAUGUUCGACCUUCGGUGUACGCCUAGUUUCAGUCAAACCAUUGAAAUCACUGGCUUCCAUGUUUUCGACGCCAUUCCGGACCAUCAAAAAGGCAUGUGCUUUCCAUAACGCGAUCGCCAUCGGCAUCUGUUUGUCCGCAAGCGCUCCUAACGAGCUCCAAGCUUGGUUCGCUAGCUUCUGUACGACUGUUCCUUUGUUGGACCAGCCAAUCAGAAGAGUAAGGGACUCAGGCUCUGAAGCAGCUCCCUCCCACCUCAAAGGAGAUGCAAUGGUUAUUGAUGAGAACGGGGAACCUUGGGAUCAGUACCCGAUUGACGCAACAAAAUUGUAUGUUUUUGAUGCAGACAGUUAUGAGCUACCCACUGAACAAGUGCUCUCACUACCAGAACUUCGGUCCUAUUUGUCUUCCUACUCCACUCUUAGCUUGCCUCUUGUUUAUUCAGCAGUUGAAGACAAUCACACAGCCUUUCUAAGCGAGUUGGCAACUCAGGGCAAUCACACGGUCGAAUUUCAGCCCACAGUGCUCAAGGUUAUGAAACCACAGGAAGAUGCGGAACGGCGUUCACGGAAAAAGAAGAAGCGCAAGAAGGUUAAGAAAUCUGCAAGGGAUGCUGUGACUACCUGAUGUUAAAUCCAGCUUCAUUUGAAGGAGAAUAUAUUUUUUUAAACCGCAACGCCCUUGUUGUUACUCAACACUGAGUCCUCAUUACUAUCUCUUCAUAAAGUGACCCGUCAUUUUUUUAAUUUUGAG
This is a messenger RNA of Opisthorchis viverrini, 1800 nucleotides long. RefSeq lists its product as hypothetical. Bases 91 to 1674 code for a protein of 527 amino acids. Lineage: Eukaryota; Metazoa; Platyhelminthes; Trematoda; Opisthorchiida; Opisthorchiidae. The record is from RefSeq and is a predicted model, not a curated record. The transcript has 8 exons.